AUGGAGAACUCAACCCAAGUCAAGUUAUUUUUUCUCUUUGGCUUACAAGAGACAUUUAACAACAAAUCGGUCUAUUUUAUCUUGUCUCUUAUCACAUACCUUCUCAUCAUCACUGUGAAUCUGACUCUGAUCAUAACAGUCAUUCAGGAAAAAGGCCUCCAUGAGCCCAUGUAUAUCUUUCUGUGUAGUCUGUGUGUCAAUGGAUUGUAUGGAACUGCUGGUUUCUACCCCAAGUUGUUACUGGACCUUCAGUCAGAUGUUCAGGUGAUAUCUUAUGGUGGAUGUUUCACUCAAGCCUAUGUAAUAUACACAUCUGUCCUGUGUGAACUUUCUACUCUAACAGUGAUGUCUUACGACAGGUAUGUGGCAAUAUGCAGACCAUUACUAUAUCAUACCAUUGUGACAUCUUUAACUGUUAGAAAGUUAUUCUUAUUUUCUUGGUGCUAUCCUUUAUUUGCAGGACUCAUAUCACUAAUUUCAGCUGUCAGAAUUCCUUUGUGUGGGUCUCGCAUUGAUAAAAUCUUCUGUGACAUUCCGUCUAUGUUGAAACAUGCAUUCUCUGCUUCGCUCACCUCCAACACCGGCUCUGGUUCUGGUCUCAUCCUUGGCUCCUCAUGA
Messenger RNA from Oncorhynchus masou masou (cherry salmon), 618 nucleotides. Its product is annotated as olfactory receptor 1D2-like. Gene Ontology annotation, cellular component: membrane. Gene Ontology annotation, biological process: detection of chemical stimulus involved in sensory perception of smell; G protein-coupled receptor signaling pathway. The transcript has 2 exons. Gene Ontology annotation, molecular function: olfactory receptor activity; G protein-coupled receptor activity; odorant binding. Bases 1 to 618 code for a protein of 205 amino acids. The record is from RefSeq and is a predicted model, not a curated record. Lineage: Eukaryota; Metazoa; Chordata; Actinopteri; Salmoniformes; Salmonidae.